AUGCAGUAUUCAAACAUAGCAGCAGACACAUGUAACACUAGAGCAAGUGAAACUUCCUCCAGUCCCGCGCUCGACGGCAGCGGCGGACCGCGCCUGCGCGAACGGACAAACAUGGCGGCGCCUGUGGCGGCGCUGCGAGUGCGGCGGGCGGCUGGGCACCGGGGGCAGGAGGAUGGGGCGCCGCAGCCCGGCAAAGGCGGUCAGCAGGAGGGGCACGGCGCACCCGAGGGCGCCGGGCUGCAGCCGGGAACCUUCUGGCUCACCAGGAUAGUUCUGCUGCGCUCCAUAGCCUUCAUUUACUUUGUGGCCUUUUCUGUUGCUUACCAUCAAAACAGACAGUUACUGGGAAAGAAAGGAUUGCUACCAAGUCAACUGUAUUUACAGAAGGUUCAACAUUAUGCUAGUGGUAAAGUUGGCAUUGAAGCUUUGAGUUACGCACCAACGGUUCUGUGGUUCCUGGACUGGUCGGACAUGGAUGCACAUCUUGACAAUAUUGCCUUGUUGGGAAUGGGACUGUCGGUGUUUGUAUUGCUCACAGGAUGUGCCAAUAUGAUUAUCAUGUUUGUCUUAUGGAUCCUGUAUCAUUCGCUGGUGAACAUUGGUCAGAUUUGGUACUCGUUUGGCUGGGAGUCUCAGUUGCUGGAAACUGGGUUCCUUGGAAUUUUCCUGUGCCCUGUGCUGACCGUCCGUUCCAUUCCACGUCAUACACCACCAUCCAAAAUUGUCAUCUGGUCCUUCCGUUGGCUCAUUUUCCGCAUUAUGCUGGGAGCGGGGCUGAUUAAGAUCCGUGGAGAUCGUUGUUGGAAGGAUCUGACCUGCAUGAACUAUCAUUAUGAGACUCAGCCUGUGCCUAAUCCAAUUGCAUAUUACAUGCAUCGAUCUCCAUGGUGGUUCCACAGCUUUGAGGUUCUGGUCAACCAUUUUAUUGAGCUCAUUGUUCCAUUUUUCCUAUUUAUGGGGCGCCGGAUGUGUGUUAUCCAUGGAAUUCUGCAGAUCUUUUUCCAGGUCUUACUCAUCAUCAGUGGGAAUCUCAGUUUCUUGAACUGGUUGACUAUUGUUCCCAGUAUUGCCUGCUUUGAUGACUCCAAUCUGGCCUUUCUCUUCAGCUCACGACAAGGGAAGGCCAAAGAUCAAGUAUCCAUGAUUCAGGCUAAAGAGGCAAUGGGUCAGAAACCGCCUACUCAUUAUGGUGCCUUCAUUCGACGUGUGCUGAAUAUCUCCAUUGGGGUUCUCAUCGCUUACCUCAGUCUACCGGUGAUUGUAAACCUGCUCAGUUCAAAACAAAUGAUGAACACUUCCUUCAAUCCAUUGCGAAUUGUCAACACCUAUGGAGCCUUUGGAAGUAUUACAAAGGAACGGACUGAAGUCAUAGUUCAGGGGACGAUGAGUGAGGAUCCGAAAGAUCCCAGUGCCUUGUGGGAGGAAUAUGAGUUCAAGUGUAAACCUGGUGAUCUGAAGCGGAGACCGUGUAUUAUUAGUCCAUACCAUUACCGUCUCGACUGGCUAAUGUGGUUUGCUGCAUUCCAGACCUAUGAACAAAAUGAAUGGUUAAUCCAUUUGGCAGGGCGACUUCUGAUGAAUGACAGCCUUGCAAUGUCACUAAUACAACACAACCCAUUUCAAAGUCGAGGACCACCAAGAUGGGUAAGGGGAGAGCACUAUCGCUAUAAGUUCAGCAGACCUGGCGGCAACCAUGCUGCAGAGGGUAAGUGGUGGAUUCGGAAACGGAUCGGUGUGUAUUUUCCACCUCUCAAUGUGAAGGGGCUGAAGAGGUAUUUUAAGGAGCGGAAAUGGCCCAUUCAAGAUGACCAGUGAAGCAAUGAUUCUUUUAUGAAUUAAAAGCAAUUGGCUUCCAGCAAGAACACCAUAACGCCACCUCAGGAUACACACAUCACUUCAUGUCGUGAAGCAUAGUGACUAAUUUUCACCUGUCUGAAGCCAAGUGACUGGAAUGGUCAAUGAUACCAUUCCCCCCAUUGUUCCCACAGAAUGAAUAUAUUUUAAUCAAAAGAGGACUCAUUUUUAAUAUCUGUGAUGUUUUUCAGGUGAACUUCUAACAAAUUAUCAGACCACAUUAUAUACAAUAUUUCUAGAUUUCAAUGGAAUUUUCUUUAAAUCAUUAUUUCAGGAGAUUGUAAUUCAGACCCACUUCUUGACUUCCUUCUAUGCAACAUUAAUCACAAAGAGUCAGGUACAAAGCAAGAGACUAAACCAGGAAAAGUUCUUUCCACAUUUGAAAGUAGCUUUGUUGUCCCAGCAGUGGACUCUACAUCCUACGAUCCUUUAACAUUCUAUCAGUGUGCCUGUGGAGUACCAUUUCCACUUAGUUCCUAAGAAUCUCUGACACCCAGUUAGACCAGCUGCUCUGUGCGGCUCCCCCCACCUUUGGUCCACUGGUCUGUGCAGUUUCCUGCUCAUCGUCUCAACCUGCACAACUCGUGUCAAUCUUCAGAAAGGGCUCGGCCCAUUGGUCUGUCCUGAUCCAAGUUCAGCCCACUGCUCUGUGUGGCUGCAGGCAUGGGGUGGCAGGAUGCAUUAUUCCCCCAGUUCCUAGCUCACUCUCUUUCUCAUCCCAUCUGUUGGAUCCAGCUUCGCAGCCCACUCACCCCCUCCCAACAGUCACACCCACCCCACCACCACCCACACCCACUCCCAACAUCCCCACCCACCCCCCUAACACCUAUCCAGCCACACUCACCCACACCCACUCAACUUGGCCCAACACCCAUCCAUCACACUCACCCCACUCAUUGCUUUAUGGCAUAAUUAAUCAGUUUUCAGGGGAAGGACAGGUGGAAGGGUAAUUCUGCCAUUAAAGCGGUGGAGUGUUGUGCAAUUUAAUCAUUGCUUUUGUCAGCAAUGUAGUUGAUCCCAAAAUGGCUUCAAAGUGUCUUAACAAAGUAUAUAGUGAGACAAUGAAGAACAUUGAUUUCAGUCUGGAGGCCAUAACCAUUCAACGCUUUGUGGUAGUUUGAACCUUCUUGUUCUAAAUACAAUUGUUCUUAGUAUCAGUGAUUUAUGACGUUGAUUCACCUUUCUGGAAGAAAAUGGACCAAAGAGCUGCCACCCUGGAGGUUCUGUAAUAGCUUUGUGAAUGUGCUCCUGGGUAAGCUGUUGACCCAGGUCCUGUUGAAGAGUUUACUGCUGUUCAAUCAAUUCUGUUACCUGAAAUGGAAUUUGUAAUAUCAAAAUUAAA
This is a messenger RNA of Pristis pectinata (smalltooth sawfish), 3196 nucleotides long. It is a transcript of the gene lmf1, whose product is annotated as lipase maturation factor 1. Lineage: Eukaryota; Metazoa; Chordata; Chondrichthyes; Rhinopristiformes; Pristidae. Bases 1 to 1815 code for a protein of 604 amino acids. The record is from RefSeq and is a predicted model, not a curated record. Gene Ontology annotation, cellular component: endoplasmic reticulum membrane. Gene Ontology annotation, biological process: protein maturation. The transcript has 11 exons.